GCGCGGGUGCCCAGGAGGGUCAAGACUUCGAGCUGCGGCAGCCCCAGGACAAGGUGUCGGUGACGGUGGGGGAGACGUUCACCCUGACCUGCACCAUGUCCGGACCCAGUCCCCCUGGCCCCCUGAAGUGGCUGAAGGGCUGGGGCAGUGAGAACGAGACCAUUUAUGACCAGACGGGCACCUUCCCCCGCGUGACGAGGGCAGUGGUUGGGUCCAACACAGACUUCAGCAUCCACGUCGGGGAUUUUCGUCCCGAGGAUGCCGGCACCUAUUACUGCGUGAAAUUCCGCAAAUCGCUGCUUGGUGGUGAGGUUUUUCGGCGUGGAGGGGGCACAGUGGUGUCCCUGUACGAGCCCACCGUGGUUGCCAGCAUGGUGGCCACAGCCGUAGUUCUCUGCUUCCUCCUCCUCGGCCUCUUGGUCGCCCUUUGGGUGUACAGGAGGAAGCGCAGAGGAAAGACGGAGAGCCAGUGCCUGGCCAGGCCCGGGCAGGGCACCUUCUUGCCCAUCCCUCUGCGGUGCUGUGCAGGGACCCGCAGCAAUGAAAUCCUGGAUGCAGAAACCUCACAUAGGCCCAGCCAGCAAAGCGGCAGGGAGGACAAUGACAUCCACUACGCUGAUCUCCAGCCCCUGCCCACGGCCCUGCGGCACGGCAGGAACCCCGGCACAGCCUGCUCCGAGUACGCCAGCAUCAGGGUCGCUGCCAAGUGA
Molecule: messenger RNA, 710 nt
Organism: Eurypyga helias (sunbittern)
Lineage: Eukaryota; Metazoa; Chordata; Aves; Eurypygiformes; Eurypygidae
Product: tyrosine-protein phosphatase non-receptor type substrate 1-like
Exons: 4
Cellular component (GO): plasma membrane
Source: RefSeq, a predicted model, not a curated record